This is a messenger RNA of Oreochromis aureus, 1490 nucleotides long. RefSeq names its product plasminogen-like. Lineage: Eukaryota; Metazoa; Chordata; Actinopteri; Cichliformes; Cichlidae. The record is from RefSeq and is a predicted model, not a curated record. Gene Ontology annotation, molecular function: signaling receptor binding; endopeptidase activity. Bases 49 to 858 code for a protein of 269 amino acids. The transcript is spliced from 8 exons.
GUCUCUUUGAGUUAGUCGAUGGUGAACUGCUAGUUUUAGGGUUUCACCAUGGGCCUGUUGUACACAGCAGCUUUCCUCCUGGGAGCCUUGAUCUCCACUGUUGGUGGCAGUGACGUGGAGGGCUACUCCAAAACUGAAGGUGCAUGGAUUCUCUCACUGAACAAACGAACGUAUUCAGUUAAUACUGUGGCUGAGUGUGCCACCAAAUGUAACACUGAAACAUCUUUCACAUGCAAGUCUUUUAUCUAUAAUGAAAAGGACCAAGAGUGUUGGACAGCAGCGGCAAACUCUAAAACACACAGUGUCUUUCGCAGAAGCAGCACAGCUUUAUAUGAAAGAAAUGCAUAUCUUCUGGAGUGUGUAAAUGGAAUAGGAACAGAUUACAGAGGAACAAAGUCCAGAACAAACUCAGGAAAGAUCUGUCAAAGAUGGGACUCAAGCUACCCACACAGGCCAAAUUUCACACCGCAGAGCCACCCACGAGCAGAUCUGGACUCCAACUUCUGCAGAAACCCUGAUAGGGACAGCAAUGGACCAUGGUGUUACACCACUGACCCUAACGCCCGCUGGGAAUACUGCAACGUACCCAGCUGCUUGGCAUAUAUUCUGGAGUGUAUAAAUGGAAGAGGAACAGAUUACAGAGGAACAAAGUCCAGCACAAACUCAGGAAAGAUCUGUCAAAGAUGGGACUCAAGCUAUCCACACAGGCCAAAUUUCAAGCCGCAGAGCCACCCACAAGCAGAUCUGGACUCCAACUUCUGUAGAAACCCUGAUGGGGACAGCAAUGGACCGUGGUGUUACACCACUGAUCCUAACACCCGCUGGGAGCACUGCAACGUACCCAGCUGCUUUGGGUGACAGAGGUGGUCCUCUGGUUUCUUAUGAGCAGAACAGAUUUGUCCUUCAGGGACGCCCAGUGUCUACGCUCGAGUUUCUAAGUUUGUGGACUGGAUCGAUGCAACCAUCAAAGCCAACUAAAAGCUAUCAUCUGUAAUGCGGUUGUUGAGGAUGUCUUAACAUGUAUACUUUGUUCUGCUCUGACGUGAACGUUUUUAUUAAGUAUGGAUACACAUUAAGUAGAGCAUGAAUAUUGAAUGAGAAAAAUACAAGUUAAACAAAAUCAGAAAAUCCCACUUUAUACAAGAUGAUUUUAAGUGAAAUAAAAAGUGGCUAUACAGUUGUUUAUCUGUUCUGAUUUAAAAAGAUUCUAUUUAUUAUGUUACAUUAUAACAGCUAUCAUGACUGACAAACACUGAGUUUUGAAGAGAAAUUUAGGAAAAGUGUUCCUAAGAAAAUGAAUAAAAACAAGCAUGUUGAGAUGGAUGUUCAUGUGGGAUUGAACUAAUGACAAAUGUAUUUGAAGUAAAAUAGCAUAAACUGAAUGACAUAUUAAGUGAAGUGUAUUCAUAUGUGACUGGAUGUUUAUCUGUGUUGGAAUUAGUGACAAAUUAAGUACAAGAUGGAAGAGAAAUAAAUGUAAUCUAAGUCAA